Passer montanus (Eurasian tree sparrow) is the source of this 4225-nucleotide messenger RNA. It is a transcript of the gene HSPA13, whose product is annotated as heat shock protein family A (Hsp70) member 13. Lineage: Eukaryota; Metazoa; Chordata; Aves; Passeriformes; Passeridae. Gene Ontology annotation, molecular function: ATP binding; heat shock protein binding; ATP-dependent protein folding chaperone. The record is from RefSeq and is a predicted model, not a curated record. Bases 97 to 1527 code for a protein of 476 amino acids. Gene Ontology annotation, cellular component: cytoplasm; plasma membrane; nucleus. The transcript is spliced from 5 exons. Gene Ontology annotation, biological process: protein refolding; vesicle-mediated transport; cellular response to unfolded protein.
GGCGGCGCGGCGGGUUUUGGGGAGUUUUGCUUCCGCUCUCGCGUGCUCGGUGUGUUGUGCUGUGUCCAAUUCUGGGCUCUUCUGAACAGAAGAGACAUGGCUCUCCUCGAGCGGGUCCAGAGGAGGGCAAGAGGCUCUGCUGUGCUGGCCCUGCUCCUGGCCAGCUACCUGGCGCAGCAGUACCUGCCCAUGCCCACCCCCCGCGUGAUCGGGAUCGACCUGGGCACCACCUACUGCUCCGUGGGCGUGUUCCUGCCCGGCAGCGGGGCUGUGGAGGUCAUCGCGGACGGGCACGGGCACAGCAGCAUCCCCAGCGUGGUCUCCUUCACGGACACCGGGGCGCACGUGGGGUACGAAGGGCUGGAGCUGGCCGAUGCCAAUCCUCAGAACACCAUCUACGACGCCAAGAGAUUCAUUGGGAAAGUCUUCACUGCGGAAGAACUGCAAAGCGAAAGCAGCAGGUAUCCCUUUAAGAUUGUCAACAAGAAUGGAUUAGCUGAAUUUUCUGUGACAACUAAUGAAACCUUUCACAUCACUCCAGAGGGCAUUGGCUCUAAGCUGCUGCUGAAACUGAAGCAAAUGGCAGAAGCCAACCUUGGCACGUCCAUUUCCAAGGCAGUCAUCUCCGUGCCAGCAGAGUUUGAUGAAAGGCAGCGGAAUUCUACCAUUAAGGCAGCUAACCUUGCAGGGCUCAACGUUUUGCGAGUAAUCAACGAGCCCACAGCUGCUGCUAUGGCUUAUGGGCUGCACAAAGCUGAUGUGUUUAACGUUCUGGUGGUGGAUUUGGGUGGAGGAACUUUGGACGUGUCUCUGUUGAACAAGAUGGGAGGGAUGUUCAUCACACGAGCCAUGGCAGGUAACAACAAACUCGGAGGACAGGAUUUCAAUCAGAGGUUGAUGGUGUAUUUAUAUGAUCAGCUCCGUCAAACGUACGGUUCUCUGCCAGCACAGAAAGAGGACAUUCACCGCCUCAGACAGGCCGUGGAAGCUGUUAAAUUAAACCUGACUGUCCACGAGGCAGCCACACUGAGGGUGCUGUUGACUCUGCCAGCAAACGAGCUUACAAGAGAACUUGCAAAAAGCCAGGUAAAAACAAGCAGUGCACUAAAGGGUGAGGCCUCACAAAACACAAAAGGCCUGAAAAAUCCUGGAGACACUUCCAAAGCAGAGGAUAACUUUGUGGAAGUUGUGUUUGAAACAGAAAUCUCUCGGAAGCUGUUUGAGAUGUUAAAUGCAGAUCUUUUUGAGAAGAUUCUUGUGCCCAUUGAACAGGUGCUGCAGGAAGGGCACCUGCACAAAGCAGAAGUGGAUGAAAUUGUCUUAGUUGGAGGCUCCACACGGAUUCCCAAAAUACGUGAAGUUAUUCGGGACUUCUUUGGAAAGGAACCCAACACCUCGGUGGAUCCCGACCUGGCAGUUGUGACGGGCGUAGCCAUCCAAGCAGGAAUUCUUGCUGGGUCCUGGCCCCUCCAAGUCAGUGCUAUAGAAAUCCCUAACAAACAUUUACGGAAGACUAAUUUUAACUGAAAAGAAACUCUUCUCAAUUGCAUUCCAGCUCUCCAAAAGGAUCCAUACUUAUCUGACUGGGAAUGGAACCUAAUCUUAGCUUCAUUCUGUUCAAUUUUCACCUGUUCCAAUUAGGUGUUACUGGACACCUACCUGUGCUAAAGCUUGAUGUUACUUUAAAGGUACAAACGAGUUCUGAAGUGUGCUGUGUUUACUUGGAGAGGGAUAUUGGAUGAAAAUGCCAGUGAUGACACACACACAUUUUCUUGCUAAAUUUUAUUAGCAAAUCCUGGAACAGUGUGUAUUUAAAGUAUCAAGGGAGUGUGACCAAAGGUUUGAGAUGAUGUGGUACUGAGGUAUUCCUGGGUCCGUGCAUUUACUUGGAAAGACUGUGAAGCAGUGUUAAUGCACAGAGCACUGGCAGUGUUCAGCUCACACUUAUUUAUUAUAUUGAGCCAUUUGAGCAUUUAAGCACCUUUCCUAAAGGCAUCUUGCAGCUUAAAUGAGACUGAGGCAUUCACUUGAUUCUUCUGCUGUUCAUAACAGCAUAAUGGUAUGCUGAGGCUCCGUGGCAAAUUGUCCCAUGAUUAGGAAACCUUAUGGAAAAUGUAACUCUUGCCAGUGCAGUUUGUUGGUCUCCAAGGGCCUCAUUGCUGACCUGGCUGUGAUGGUUAAACACAGGUGCUGCUGUUUUACCACUGAUGUUCUCUACAGAGAACGAGGGUAUAUUGCCAAAUAUUCAUACCUGCCCCUGCCUUAUUCUAAAACUACAGUGAUUUUAUGUAUCUUGAAGCCACACCUGCCUGUCUUCCCUUGAAUUUGACCAACAAGAAUUUCAUCAUUCUGCAUCUACAAGUGUGUGACAUCCUCUCCCUGAAGUACCCCAAGCCAUACUGUCCUCAUGGAGAAAGUGUGAGACAGAAGGGAUGGCCUGGAUGAAAUGUAAUUCCUGUAGCCCUAGUAAAUGAAAAUUGACCCAACUACUUUGUGCUUUUUAGCUCUUAUGUGGUUUUAAGUUUUUUUAUAUUCCUGCUCUAAACUGAACAGAGAUUGUAGCUGUCCUGUUGGGAAAGAAACAGUGUUGUGUGCAACUUGGGGUUUGAGGUGGCACUUCUUAGGACUCUUUUAGGCAAAUAGAUCACUAUCCAGAUACCUUGAAAAUGUGUUGUGAGGAGAACAAAGUUACUGAUCUGAAAAAAAACCGAAUUGGUGACAGUUCUCUCUUUGGAGGGAUUAAGCAAUAAUCAAGCACCAGCUGAAUUCUGUUAUCUGCUUGAAGCUUCCUACCAAAAAAACAUGUCAUUCAGCUGAGACUGGUUUCAACAUCCAUCAGCCCAGUCUUCAUCAAGUAAGCUCUAGUAACAGGUGGUUUUAAGGAUUUUCUUGUCUUCUCCAGAAUAAUUUUGUAUUAACCUUGCUAAGAUAAAGUAUAGGCCUUAGAUUUAUUGUUUUAACCUAUGACUAUAUUAAAAUAGGCUUAUUGCUCUUCUGGCAGGAAGCCUGAUUUAUGGCACCAUAAAUCAAUUGUGCUGAUUCAGCUGUUUGCAUAGCUAUUGUCUAAAUGCAUCUUUGAAGUAAUCCAAUUAAAAACCUCUUAAAUUGAAUCAUAGUUGCACACAGACGUUCCGUCAGCAUUGUUUAACUUGACAGAGGAUUCCCAAAGUACUGCUGACAUCUGCUUAAUUUUCCUGCAUUGAAAACGAGGAAUUUUUUUAAUUUGAGGAUUCUUUCUUUCCUUUGUGCCUCUUUGAAAGUGACCCCAACUAAAUCUGUAUGGAGCUUCCAGUAAGUAAAACUCCUGCAGUGAAAGAAGUGCCUCUUCAGUGACACCAUGGAUAAAUGCAGUACAGUCCUCAGUUGCUGCUGGGGGCCUUUGCUUUGCAGACAUAAAUGUGUGUGCAUAAAAGAGCUGCACCAACUCUUUACAGAGUCAUUGUGGCCUUUCCUUCUGCCCUGCUCUAAGUUCAUCUCAAAAUCCACUGGAGUUACAGUAGGACUUUGGUCUUCAUGUCUUUAAUGCACUGUGUAAAACAAGCAGACCUAUCUAGAAACAGAACCACAUCACAGAGAAGCUAAACUAUUAAAAGCUUUUGCAGUUUUGGGACAAGUUAGGUAGGAGCUGUUAAAACUCUCAAAGCAAAUAAAUGAAGUACUUUUUUCUUUCACAUCCUCCUUCACCCUGGGGGAGUUGAAUCUCCUUCAAUGUUAAUCUGGGAACUGAAAGGGAAGGGCACGUUGUUUACUUGUAAAAACUAAACCUACAAAAGGGUAUUUAUUCAGAGGUCUAUACAGGUUGGAUUUUUUAGCAGAGAAGUUACUAUACACUGGAUAUCACAAUGCAUCCUUAUUUAUUAUUUUUUCUGAAUUAUUUAUUUUGUAUAUUUUAAUACUGUAUUUUGGCACAAACAAAUUUUAAAGAUGAGUCUACUGCAGUAAGUGGAUAUUUCCAGGUAUGCACAUGAGCUGCUUACCAAAAAUCUUUCUGUAAAAAAGUUGAUACUUGAAGGCUGAAAUCUUUCUGUAAUCCUUACGAUUGCCUGUGGUGGUAGGUGUGUAACCAAUUUCUCUAGCUAAGGUUUGUUUGGUGAGUUGAAAUUCCUAAAGCAUCAAGAGGCCUCAACAAUUGUGUGUUCCCUAAUUGUAUCCCAGUGCAGAUGAUGAAAUGCAUUUUAUAAAUAACCUUUUAGAUUUUUUUAAUAAAAGCAAUUUCUAUCCCUUG